Naegleria gruberi is the source of this 405-nucleotide messenger RNA. RefSeq lists its product as uncharacterized. NCBI's taxonomy places the organism in Eukaryota, Heterolobosea, Eutetramitea, Acrasida, Naegleriidae. The transcript has a single exon. Bases 1 to 405 code for a protein of 134 amino acids. The record is from RefSeq and is a predicted model, not a curated record.
AUGGGAAACGUUUUUGAUAAGAUUCCUAUUGAAGACAUUCAGUCAGGAGUUACUGGAGCCAUCAAUGCUAUUACAACAGGUACUCACCCAAGUACUAGAGACGAAACUACGUACAAUUCUGUGAAAAAGUGGAUUCAAGAUUGUGAUGUAAAAACCUGCAAGCUAUUCCACGAUGCUUUUGCAAUGCCAACUGAUGCAAGUGGUGCUAUCAUUUAUAAGAAAGCUGUCGUUUUCACCAAGUCAAUUGAUGUCAAUUUGACAGAUCUCUUGGUAGAUUUGUUAGAAUUAUUCAACAGUAAGAGUUAUCAAGCUCUUGCCAUUUCUGCUUUGAGAACAGUUGCCAAGAAUCUCAAGAUGAGUAUUUCCACAGGUGAAAAUAACAUGCAUGAUGACAGAUCUCAAUAA